ACGCAGCUCCGGCGGGCGGGCACUGUUCUCGCUCAGUAGGAACAGGUCCUCGGCCGGCAUCGCUCAGCGGGCAGCAGCCGCAGGAGGAGGUGCUCCGCAGGAGGAGGAGGAGGAGGAGGAGGAGGAUGCUGUCCCGACUGCGCGUGGCCGCGGCGCCCUGCGCGAUGGCGCGGCGCAGCCUGCACACCAAGGAGAAGGGCAAGCCGCUCAUGCUCAACCCGCGCACCAACAAGAAAAUUUGUCACUGCAUAGUUGGCGACACUUCCUGUACUUCACUUGGUUAUUUUGGUGAAGAAGGGUACGGCCAGAACACGCUCAUCCAGUUUGAGGACUUUGGGAACCACAAUGCUUUCCGGUUCCUGAGGAAGUACAGGGAGAAGUACUGCACCUUCAACGACGACAUCCAAGGGACAGCCUCAGUGGCCUUGGCAGGACUGCUGGCAGCCCAGAGAGCCACUGGGAAACCACUCACAGACCAGAAAGUGCUGUUCCUUGGAGCGGGAGAGGCCGCCCUGGGAAUCGCCAACCUCAUUGUGAUGGCCAUGAUGGAAAGGGGCGUUUCCCACGAGGAGGCCUCCAGGAGAGUGUGGAUGUUUGACAAGCACGGCCUGCUGGUCCAGGGCCGGGAGCAGAAGGUGGAUCCCCACCAGGAGCCGUUUGCCCACAGGGCUCCACAGGACAUAGACAUACCAAAGACAUUUGUAGAGGCAGUGAAUGUACUUCGGCCUUCAGCUAUCAUCGGCGUGGCUGGGGCAGGCCGUCUCUUCACCCCGGACGUGAUCAGAGCCAUGGCUUCCAUCAACGAGCGGCCCAUCAUAUUUGCCCUGAGCAACCCCACGGCCAAGGCCGAGUGCACGGCAGAGGAGGCCUACACGCUGACAGAGGGCCGGUGCCUGUUUGCCAGCGGCAGCCCCUUCGAGCUGGUCACUCUGAGGGAUGGCAGGACCUUCAAACCAGGCCAAGGAAACAACGCCUACAUCUUCCCAGGCGUGGCUCUGGCUGUGAUCCUCAGCAGCGUCAGGCACAUCAGCGAUAAGGUUUUCCUGGAGGCUGCCAAGGCAUUGGCAGAGCAGUUGACAGAUGAAGAGCUUGCACAAGGAAGACUUUAUCCUCCGCUGUCCAAUAUCAGGGAAGUUUCUAUUUAUAUUGCUGUCAAGGUGAUGGAGUUCCUGUACGCCAACAACAUGGCCUUCCACUACCCCGAGCCGGCCGACAAGAGCCGCUACAUCCGCUCCAAGGUGUGGAGCUACGAGUACGAGUCCUUCAUGCCGGACGUGUACGACUGGCCCGAGUCCAAGGUGCACUGACCAGCGCCUCAGGCAGCGCCGCCGCUCUGCAGGGAUCCCCUCCCUCCCUCCCUCCCUCCUCAGACCAACUCUAAUCAUGAGCUUUCACUCCUCUAAUUUAUUUGCGCUCCUUUUGUUGCCUUUUUUUUUUUUUUUGGUUUUUUUUUCCCCCCCUUACGCCCUGUUUUUCACCUGAUUUCUCCCAAGUACCUGAUAAACUGUACGGAAAAACGGCAUCUGGCACAGGGAUGAGAGAGCCCUCCAAAAUUAAUUUGAACAAUAACAUUGUAUUUCUAGCUUAGAGCCAUCACCACACCGAGGAAUUCCUUUAAUGGUAUUUUAGCUACCUGCAUUUGAUGAUAAACUGUAGCUCUCUCAUCACUGCUGAUAUCCAGAAUUACUUAUUUUCUGCCUUUAAUAAUCAGUCUUCUAAUUGUCCUAGUGUUGUCACGCUGCAUUAGCAGUGACAUCAAGGGAGACCACUUGUCUAGAAAAAACAAAAGGGCAGUUAAAGACAACUUAGAGAGUCUGAUGGGCCUUGUGUUUUGUUUAAUGUUUAAAGAUGCCCGUGUCCAGACAUCCUUGUGGCAUGGGCUGCUGUUUCCUUGAGGAGCAGCAAGAUGUACAAGUGUGGGGUCUGCAGCAAAGUUUGCAGCUUUGUUUUCAUCACUCCAUGAAAUCUGUUCUCAGGAAAAAUGUGAGCUAGUUCAAAUUGUCCUUGGGAAGCCUGAAAAUAAUACUGAUCACUUAGUAGCUUUUAAAAACAAAGCCAUGCUGUCAAAGAAUGAAUUUUAUUGGGUAGAGGUAGGACCUGAAGUAAUUUAAGCAAAUCUUUUUAAAGAUUUUACUAGGAGAUUUUAAGCAAUGGACUGCAGAAUGGUUUACCAAAGGAUCUUAAUUUUUUAAUUUUUUUUCAAGCUUCUCUUUCAUUUAAGCCAGCACCCCCUCAGGCACCUACAGCCUGAUCUCUGGCUCCAAAAUUGCGUUCACACAAAGAGCAGUGAACUUUGGGAAGGCGCUGCCUGCGUGGGCAAAGAAGACUGAUUAUAUAAACACAGAAAAGAGUGGUGUGGGGAAAAAAAACUGUGGUGUUCAAGCUGUGGUAAAGUGUUGUGUGUUGGGGCUGGAAGUGCUUCACUGCUGAGUGCUGAGAUGCACAUGGGCAGGAGCUUGCACUUGCAAGUGAAUGUGCAAAAGACACCAACACACACACACACACACACACAGAGACAUAGGAUGUUUUUACAAAGAGUGCUUUUUUCAUCUAUUUUUGCUAUGCCUUGUUUGUAUCGUAUUUAAAUUAGUGAUCUUACUGAGAAAGAAAUUAUUUAUUCAGUGUAUGAAUUGUUUUUUGCCUUCUGAAAGUCCAGCUCUAUCCGAAGCCUGUUGUACUGUGCCAGUGGAGUUGUGCACCACUGGAUUCCGGAGUGCUGGGAACACACGGCUUCCUCCCUCCUGCCAGCAGCCAGGGAGGCAGACGAGUGACAAAAACACCCAAAAUGCACCGAUCCCACGUCCCUUCAGGCUGAUUGUUUGUUCCCAAGGGUUGCAGCUUGGGGAGGCUGCAGGGCCCUGCAUUGGGCAGGGGCGGUCCCGUUCCCAGAGGGAUGGAGAUGCCAUUCCCAAAGGGAUGGAGAUCCCGUUCCCAAAGGGAUGGAGAUGCCGUUCCCAAAGGGAUGGAGAUGCCAUUCCCAAAGGGAGGGAGAUCCCAUUCCCAAAGGGAUGGAGAUGCCAUUCCCAAAGGGAUGGAGAUCCCAUUCCCAAAGGGAUGGAGAUCCCAUUCCCAAAGGGAUGGAGAUGCCGUUCCCAAAGGGAUGGAGAUGCCAUUCCCAAAGGGAUGGAGAUCCCAUUCCCAAAGGGAUGGAGAUGCCAUUCCCAAAGGGAUGGAGAUCCCGUUCCCAAAGGGAUGGAGAUGCCAUUCCCAAAGGGAUGGAGAUCCCGUUCCCAAAGGGAUGGAGAUGCCAUUCCCAAAGGGAUGGAGAUCCCGUUCCCAAAGGGAUGGAGAUCCCAUUCCCAAAGGGAUGGAGAUCCCGUUCCCAAAGGGAUGGAGAUGCCAUUCCCAGGGGGAUGGAGAUCCCAUUCCCAAAGGGAUGGAGAUCCCGUUCCCAGAGGGAGGGAGAUGCCAUUCCCAAAGGGAUGGAGAUCCCAUUCCCAAAGGGAUGGAGAUCCCGUUCCCAAAGGGAUGGAGAUCCCGUUCCCAAAGGGAGGGAGAUGCCAUUCCCAAAGGGAUGGAGAUCCCAUUCCCAAAGGGAUGGAGAUCCCGUUCCCAAAGGGAUGGAGAUCCCGUUCCCAAAGGGAUGGAGAUGCCGUUCCCAAAGGGAUGGAGAUGCCAUUCCCAGAGGGAUUGAGAUGCCAUUCCUGUGUGCCAGGCCCUGAGCAUCCCCUGCAGCUUGCCCUGUGGACAUGGUGGGGUUUCCCUUCGAUGCAAAGCCAUUGCUUCUUUCCUGUUGGCAACAGGUAACCUGUCAGCUCACAGAGUUUUAAGUUCAUUUCACUCUCUCUUUCGUCUUCUCCAGAAUUAAUUUUUUUUUUCCAUGCAUAGGAUUUUAAGAUACAUAGAUUCAUGUUCAGUUUUCUUUCAGGUACAAUUAAUCCUUGAACUAAUUGCAACCGCUAAUCUUGCUGGCUAGUAAGGAACCAGUUUCCUUUUUUCAUAUUCUACUUAACACGAUUUUUUUCUGUUUGCUGGUUUAUUCAAAAUAUUUACUGGUCUUUAUCUGUACAGAAAAUUUUCUUAGACGGUAUGCAAAGGGAAACAGGUGUCACCAGGAUGCAUUUUGUCAUGUUACAUAGCGUAAGUUAAAAAAAUACAUCACCUGAAGGACCACCAGUGUUGUAGCUUGUCACACAGCCCCCGUGACUCGCCCUCCAAAUGAUUUUGUCAAGGACUGUCUUCCAUGUCUCCUUGGGCUAUGCAGAGCCCUUCUGAGAGGAUCAGCAGCUUGGUUGAGGUCAGUCUUCCAGGGUUAUUCCAAUCCUUGCUUCCUUAAAAGCAGUAGGAGCAGGACUGAGCCUCUGGGCAGCAACCUCUGGAGUGUUUGGGGGAGAGUAAAGGUGUCUGAUGAAGCACAGCCUUUCUUUGUAAAAUACCUGUGGGUUUGUUCAAAGGUUUGUGUGCUCCAGCUGCCACCCUGACAUGCAGAAGGAGACAAUUAAAAUGUAGUGUCUGAUACAUUUUAAACCCCCAGUGUGAGUUGUCGGUCACGUUUGUGGACGGUGAUGCAUCCUGAUCUUGUUGUGUUUGUUUUCCAAGCUUCAAACCAAGUGACACUUUUUUUACCUGCAGAGUGGUGUGUAACAGGUUUCCUGUGGUCGGUGCGUGUCUUCCUCUUGUACUGUUGUUUCCAGCACGCUGUUUUACGGGGAUAAAGUAACUCUGUCACACUCCUCUGGUAGUACCUGCCAAGACGAACGAUACACCUUUUAGUUUCUCGUUAGCAGCCCUCCCCUGCGUGGUGACUGUUCCUGUGGGAGAGUGGGGAUCACUAUUGUACAGCUCCCACCCAGGUUUCAGUUCGGCUGACUCCGGCCCCGGCAGUCCCGGCUGGUUUUGUUUGGCUGCAGAGGGGCACAGCUGAGCUCCUGUGCAGCUCCACAGAGCUGAGCUCCUCUGCAGUUCCACAGCGCUGAGCUCCUCUGCAGUUCCACAGCGCUGAGCUCCUCUGCAGCGCUCAGAUCAGUGUGAGAGCAGCCGGGGCUGGCUGCAGAGGGGCACAGCUGAGCUCUGCUGGCAUCCCACAGCGCUGAGCUCCUCUGCAGUUCCACAGAGCUGAGCUCCUCUGCCAUCCCACAGCGCUGAGCUCCUCUGCAGCUCCACAGCGCUGAGCCCCUCUGCAGUUCCACAGUGCUGAGCUCCUCUGCCAUCCCACAGCGCUGAGCUCCUCUGCAGUUCCACAGCGCUGAGCUCCUCUGCCAUCCCACAGCGCUGAGCUCCUCUGCAGUUCCACAGAGCUGAGCUCCUCUGCCAUCCCACAGCGCUGAGCUCCUCUGCAGUUCCACAGCGCUGAGCUCCUCUGCCAUCCCACAGCGCUGAGCUCCUCUGCAGCUCCACAGAGCUGAGCUCCUCUGCCAUCCCACAGCGCUGAGCCCCUCUGCAGCUCCACAGCGCUGAGCUCCUCUGCAGCUCCACAGCGCUGAGCUCCUCUGCCAUCCCACAGCGCUGAGCUCCUCUGCCAUCCCACAGCGCUGAGCUCCUCUGCAGUUCCACAGCGCUGAGCUCCUCUGCCAUCCCACAGCGCUGAGCUCCUCUGCAGUUCCACAGCGCUGAGCUCCUCUGCAGUUCCACAGCGCUGAGCUCCUCUGCCAUCCCACAGCGCUGAGCCCCUCUGCAGCUCCACAGCGCUGAGCUCCUCUGCCAUCCCACAGCGCUGAGCUCCUCUGCAGCUCCACAGCGCUGAGCUCCUCUGCAGCUCCACAACGCUGAGCUCCUCUGCCAUCCCACAGCGCUGAGCUCCUCUGCCAUCCCACAGCGCUGAGCUCCUCUGCAGUUCCACAGCGCUGAGCUCCUCUGCCAUCCCACAGCGCUGAGCUCCUCUGCAGUUCCACAGCGCUGAGCUCCUCUGCCAUCCCACAGCGCUGAGCUCCUCUGCCAUCCCUCAGCGCUGAGCUCCUCUGCAGCUCCACAGCGCUGAGCCCCUCUGCAGUUCCACAGAGCUGAGCUCCUCUGCCAUCCCACAGCGCUGAGCUCCUCUGCCAUCCCACAGCGCUGAGCCCCUCUGCAGCUCCACAGCGCUGAGCCCCUCUGCCAUCCCACAGCGCUGAGCUCCUCUGCAGCUCCACAGAGCUGAGCUCCUCUGCCAUCCCACAGCGCUGAGCUCCUCUGCCAUCCCACAGCGCUGAGCCCCUCUGCAGCUCCACAGCGCUGAGCCCCUCUGCAGCUCCACAACGCUGAGCCCCUCUGCCAUCCCUCAGCGCUGAGCCCCUCUGCAGCUCUCAGAUCAGUGUGAGAGCAGCUGGGGCUGGCUGCAGAGGGGCACAGCUGAGCUCCUGUGCAGUUCCACAGCGCUGAGCUCCUCUGCCAUCCCACAGCGCUGAGCUCCUCUGCCAUCCCACAGCGCUGAGCCCCUCUGCAGCUCCACAGCGCUGAGCCCCUCUGCAGCUCUCGGGUCAGUCUGAGAGCAGCCAGGGCUGCAGUCUCACUGGAUAAGCCACUGUCGUGUCUGGAUGAGCCACUGUGGUUUCUGCUCUCGGGACGACCCGAGUGCUGCCCCGUUCCGUCACAGCCACGGGCAGCACAGGGAGCGGUGUUACAUGGGAGGAGGAAAUGCAGAGCAGAGCUCUGCUGCGCUGGCCUGGCAGCUGGAUUUGGGCCAAGCCGCUGCUGAAGGCACAUCCAUUCUCUGCGCCUGCCCUGCCCGCUCCCUGGGACGAUCCAGCACGGCUCCGAGCGCUUCCCCGUGCCUCUGGCUCUCCGUGGGGAUGGCAGGACUCACCGGGGCCCCACGGGCCGUGGCUGCAGCUGGAGGAGCAGGCCCUGUCACCGUGUCCUGUCACCGAGCUGGCUGGUGGUGCUCCCAGACUGAGCUCAGCUCUCCACCUGCCGUCAGCUUCAGCUCAUCCCUUCUUCAGCCAGAUCCUCCCUGACGGGAAUAAAUAUACUCUUAGGACUACUAAAGAUGGCUGCCUUGUCAACAAAACAGCGAAAUGACCUGCAUUUAUUUCUGUCUUAAACAUAUCUACCUUAUGGAAAUCAAUGUGAGCCUGCUGGGGCGCUUGUAAGAACAGUUCCAGCCUGGUCUGUGCGGGGUUGGCUGUGCCUGGGAGGGUCAUUGCUCAGCUGAAACUAAAACUGUAUGUAAAAUGUGAAGUGGUUGGGGUUUCUUCCUACUUUAUAACGUUGUAACUCUAUUGAAAUGUGUGUUCUAGUCUUCUAUUUUCUUAGUAAAAUGCAUUCCC
Zonotrichia leucophrys gambelii is the source of this 7181-nucleotide messenger RNA. It is a transcript of the gene ME2, whose product is annotated as malic enzyme 2. Lineage: Eukaryota; Metazoa; Chordata; Aves; Passeriformes; Passerellidae. The record is from RefSeq and is a predicted model, not a curated record. Gene Ontology annotation, biological process: malate metabolic process; pyruvate metabolic process. Gene Ontology annotation, cellular component: mitochondrion. Gene Ontology annotation, molecular function: NAD binding; malate dehydrogenase (decarboxylating) (NADP+) activity. The transcript is spliced from 12 exons. The coding region runs from base 126 to 1307 and encodes 393 amino acids.